Hyla sarda is the source of this 1766-nucleotide messenger RNA. It is a transcript of the gene DCAF13, whose product is annotated as DDB1 and CUL4 associated factor 13. Gene Ontology annotation, cellular component: nucleolus; small-subunit processome. The transcript is spliced from 11 exons. Gene Ontology annotation, biological process: maturation of SSU-rRNA from tricistronic rRNA transcript (SSU-rRNA, 5.8S rRNA, LSU-rRNA). Gene Ontology annotation, molecular function: protein binding. Bases 95 to 1432 code for a protein of 445 amino acids. The record is from RefSeq and is a predicted model, not a curated record. Lineage: Eukaryota; Metazoa; Chordata; Amphibia; Anura; Hylidae.
GCUUUGACUGACGUAACGACGUCACCCACAGACGUUUCACUUCCGUUCCACGUGGGAUGCGAGGCGGAGAGGAGCCCCGUGUAUAGUUGUCGCCAUGAAGGUGAAGGUUUUGUGCAGGAAUCCGGACGACUAUGUCAGGGAGACCAAGAGGGAUCUGCCCAAAGUUCCUCGUAACUACGACCCCUCCUUGCACCCGUUCGAGGUGCCGCGGGAAUAUGUCCGAGCUUUAAAUGCCACCAAGCUGGAGCGUGUGUUCGCCAAGCCCUUUGUCGCAGCGCUGGAAGGUCACAGAGAUGGGAUCAACUGUCUGGCAAAAGAUCCCAAGAGCUUGUCCACCGUGCUGUCCGGGGCCUGUGAUGGAGAGGUGAAGUUAUGGAAUCUGCCCACAAGAAAUUGCACCCGAACAAUACAAGCUCAUGACGGCUUUGUCCGAGGGAUGUGUGUCCGAUUCUGCGGGACUUCUUUUUUUACGGUUGGUGACGAUAAAACUGUGAAACAAUGGAAGAUGGAAAGUCCUGGAUAUGGGGAGAAAGAGGAGCCACUCCAUACAGUACUUGGAAAGACAGUCUUUACAGGCGUGGAUCACCACUGGAGGGACGCUGUUUUUGCCACAUGUGGACAGCAAGUGGAUAUUUGGGAUGAACAGAGGAACGCUCCUAUGCGCACCUACACCUGGGGAGUGGACAGUCUCCAUGCUGUCAAAUUUAACCCCAUUGAGACACACAUUAUUGGAAGCUGUAGUGCAGACAGAGGUAUCGUUCUGUACGACAUGCGGAAACCUACACCACUGAAAAAGAUUAUUCUAGAAAUGAGGACAAACGCUCUCUGCUGGAAUCCUAUGGAGGCCUAUAUAUUUACAGCAGCGAAUGAAAACUACAAGCUGUAUACAUAUGACAUGCGAAACAUGGAAGCCCCCAUUAAGGUACACACGGACCACGUGUCGGCUGUCCUGGAUGUUGACUACUCUCCAACUGGGAGAGAAUUUGUGAGUGCCAGCUUUGAUAAAUCAGUCCGCAUAUUUCCUAUUCAAAGUGGGAGCAGCAGGGAAGUGUACCACACCAAGCGGAUGCAGCACGUCACCUGUGUCCGGUGGUCUUCAGACGACAAGUUUAUUCUGUGCGGCUCGGACGAAAUGAACAUCCGUAUUUGGAAAGCGAAUGCCUCGGAGAAACUCGGCCUGAUGUCUCCACGAGAGAUAGCCGCACAGAGCUACAACCAGAAGCUAAAGGAAAAAUUCCAGCAUCACCCACAGAUCAAGAGGAUCGCCCGGCACAGACACCUCCCCAAGUCCAUCUACAGCCAGAUAAAGGAGCAGCGCAUCAUGAAGGAAGCCCGGCGCAAGAAGGAGAUGAAUCGCCGCAAACACAGCAAAGAGGGCGCAGUGCCCAUUGUACCACUAAAGCAGAAGGAUGUGGUGGCCGUGCUGGAAUAGACUCUACUGCGCUCUUGUCACAUGGGGUUGUUGACUUUGUCCUACACUUUAUUUUACGACAUCGGGAAUAUCCGCGUCAUUAUAACUGGGAUAUUAUGAGUGGAUGAGCAGGAAAUGGGAUUCUGGGAACGUCCAGGAUAUGACAUGUACAGACCUGGAAACUAUCAGCAGGCAGGAUGUUUUAUUUAUUAAAUGUUUUUUUCCAGGAAUAUAAUUUUUUUUUCUACGCUGUGCAGAGUGAGUUGAGUAAAAAAGAAAUGAGUUGCUAGACUUUUCACCUACUGACUAUAUUAAAGGCGGAGCUUAUAUGUAAAGCGUUUUUUUUAUUCCUGUU